AUGCUCACACGAAGUGCACUGUGCCCCGCGAGGGCCUUUGCCAGCCGCUUCCCACCCGCGAUCCUGGCGCCGUCAUCCACCGCCGCCGUGACUUCCUUCUCCACAUGCACACGACCAAGCAAGCUCCCACAACAACAGCGCACCAGCCCGAGCACCGCCUCUCGCACCACAUUUCCCAGCAGACUGAUAGUACGCCAUGCAUCGACUGCGCCCGCACAGCCCGUGGCCAACAACUCGCCCGGCGCACAACCCCAACUCACAUGGAACGCCUUCUUCGCCCUACGCCGCACGCGCCGGAGAAUCGGCCAGGCCUGCUCGGGAGUCGGCGCCGUGGGCGUGACGUACUUUGGUCUCACCACCAUGAUCAACAAUGGCUAUGACGCGACCCUCUCCGCCCAACUGGGCGGCUUCGAUCCCUUCAUGCUCAUGGGACUGAGCACCUUGGGCAUGAUGGCUGUGGGAUGGCUCAUUGGGCCUAUUUUCGGCAACCAGGUCUUCAACCUGGCUUACAGGGGUGUGCUGGGCGAAUUCACGCGGAAAGAUUCAGCCUUCUUCAACCGCAUCAAGCGUCACCGCGUCGACCCUACUGCCUCUUCGCUCGCGAACCCCCCACCGGACUACUACGGCGAGAAGAUUGGUAGCGUGGCUGGAUACAGGCGGUGGUUGAAGGACCAGCGUGCCUUCAACCUCAAGACGGGCAGGUACCGGGCGACCAAGGCUUUGUAG
Molecule: messenger RNA, 726 nt
Organism: Alternaria incomplexa
Lineage: Eukaryota; Fungi; Ascomycota; Dothideomycetes; Pleosporales; Pleosporaceae
Exons: 2
Coding region: 1-726 (241 amino acids)
Biological process (GO): protein import into mitochondrial matrix
Cellular component (GO): PAM complex, Tim23 associated import motor
Source: RefSeq, a predicted model, not a curated record